Molecule: messenger RNA, 3557 nt
Organism: Drosophila eugracilis
Lineage: Eukaryota; Metazoa; Arthropoda; Insecta; Diptera; Drosophilidae
Gene: foi
Product: zinc transporter foi
Exons: 6
Coding region: 558-2696 (712 amino acids)
Biological process (GO): intracellular zinc ion homeostasis; zinc ion import across plasma membrane
Cellular component (GO): membrane
Molecular function (GO): zinc ion transmembrane transporter activity
Source: RefSeq, a predicted model, not a curated record
AUCGAUAAUUGUUAUAAAAAAUUUGUUAUAGUUGCGGAUUUUUGUGUUUGGCGGUGUGUGCGAAAGAGAGAUGGAUACGGCAUAUGUUUAGGAAGUACGAAAAAUGUUUACAGUUAGACCGCCCCUUGCGUAAUUGAGCCCGUGUUGGUGUUGGUGGCCGUUUCCCGUAACUCGUAUCCGUGCAAAUCUCGCCGCUCUGUUCGGAUUCCAUUCAAUUCUCCUUGUUUAACUGAGAUUAUUGCAACGUGAUUGACUCUCGGCGUUAUCUCGACGGCGCUUUUAAUUCACGCCCACCGCAUCGGCUAAAGCUACAGCCCUAAAAUCGUCCAACAUUAUCUACGAUCUCGCAAUAACUCUAGGAAUUGUUUGAGUGUGUGUGAUGUGCUAAACAGUCCGGCAAAUUCACGGAUCGAAAUAACAGCGCGAAUUGACAUCUGACUGAUCGACGGAUAUAUAAUGAUCGUGACAGAUCUUGCUGGGCAGUAAAUCGUAACGAGAGUCAGAGUCAUUAGCAUUAGUUCUAGGAGUGGAAGUACAAGAGCAAGUCGGGCCUAAAAAUGGCACGACACAUUAUGGCUGUUUGCGUGGUGUGCCUUCUAUGUGCGCACCGCCUGCACUGCCAGGAUCAUAUUGAGAGUCUACUGGGCCCGGCGCUGGUCAUGACCCAAAGCCAGGAGCAGCUCAACGCCCGCGUCUAUACGAACCUGAGUCCCUCCAGUGAAACCACCGAUCGGCGACAGCAGCGAUCCGCUUCUGGCGACGACGACACCCCCAACUACAGCACCAGCCCGCCAUCGAGGAGACAAAAGCGCCAUGCCGGCCACGAACACGGUCAUCACUCCGAGUCCCGCGUCCCACAAAUCACCCAGUACUAUCUCGAGAAGCUGAUGGUCCAGAACGAUCUGAUGAACAACAGCGGAUUCGAUGGCCUGCUCCAGCAGCUUAACCUUCACUCGUUGGCGAGUGGGGCAAGUGAAGGAACUUGUGUGCCCACUAGUCGCUUAGUGCACCAUGUCCAGCCUCAUGAUCAUCAUCACCAUGACCAUGACCAUGACGAAGAGGAGGAGCACAAUAGUCUGCAGCUGACCAACUGUACAUUAAGCCAGAAUGGCACCAGCUCCAACGAUAUGUGCGCGAACCUGCUUAACAAUAACACACACCUACUCAGCGAGGAGACGCAAAAUUUUACGCUGAGUGAAAAGGACUUGCUCCAUUUAUGUCCGAUUCUUCUGUACGAGCUGAAAGCCCAAAGCGGCGGAUGCAUAGAGCCGGCGGUCUUAUACGAUAUUGAUAGCACGGAAAAGCUGCUGGAAGACGAGAAAGACAAGGAUAUAUUCUAUGUGUGGGUAUAUGCCUUUAUAUCCGUGUUUGCCUGCGGCAUCCUCGGCUUGGUAGGAGUGGCCAUCAUACCGUUUAUGGGUUCUCGGUAUUACAAAUACAUCAUCCAGUAUCUGGUUUCCCUGGCAGUAGGUACAAUGACCGGCGAUGCCCUACUGCACUUAAUGCCUCAUUCUCUGGCAGGCCAGGAUGAACGGGGGAUGAUCAUGAAGGGACUGGGAUGCCUGGGCGGCAUCAUCUUCUUUUACGUGACGGAGCAUGCGUUGACCAUGAUAUCUGAGUGGCGCAAGAGCGUAGAGAAAAAGGAAACGAAGAAGCCUUCGCGUGCGAAGGUUAUGCGGGAUCCUGAUUCGUCGGUAAACAACUCGGUGGCCGGCGACAAGAUCUGCAAGCAAAAGUAUAGCUCAUAUCCAUAUUGUUAUGACGAGAUCACCAUGAACAACAAGCAGAGUGAAUGGAUGCACCUUCCUGGUGAUGGCGGAGUGAACUCGGCGGCUGGUGCAGGCGGUGAUGCUGGUUCGGCGGCGGAGAUGCGCAACGGUGUGGGCGAUCAUGAUGGAUCCAACGAUAUGGCCGCCGCUGCCGAAUCCUUGCUGUCGACACUGCACACGAAUUGCGUGGAAAUGAAUCAUCACAAUCACAACCACAAGCACAACAGCCACCAGCAGAGUCAGGAGGGCCAGGACAACAACACCAUUGUCACCGAUCUGGACGGAAAUGCGGUGUACGCCUCGAACAGUGCAAAGGAUAAGGACAGUCGGAACGAUCAUGUGACUGUCAUAUUGCGGGAGCACGAGUCCUCUCAUCAUGGUCACAGUCAUCGCCAUGGUCACGUCCAUUCGCCGCCAGAAACGCUUAGCGCUGUGGCUUGGAUGAUAAUCAUGGGCGAUGGGCUUCAUAAUUUCACCGAUGGCAUGGCCAUUGGCGCAGCCUUUGCCGAGAACAUAGCAGGCGGUUUUUCCACCUCGUUAGCUGUCUUCUGUCAUGAGUUGCCACACGAGCUGGGUGACUUUGCCAUUUUGAUGAAGGCUGGCAUGUCGGUGAAGUCGGCCGUCUACUACAACCUGUUGACGGGAGUCCUGAGCUUUAUAGGUAUGAUUUUCGGCAUUGCCUUUGGCCGAUCGCAGGAUGUGGCUCAAUGGAUGUUUGCUGUUGCGGCUGGUCUGUUUAUCUACAUUGCCCUAGUCGAUAUGAUGCCCGAGAUCUCGGCCUCGCACAAAUCGCUGGGACAGUUCCUGCUGCAGAUACUCGGGAUGUUGAGCGGAGUGGGAAUAAUGCUGUUGAUCGCCCUUUACGAGGGCGAUCUGAUGAGCGUGUUCGGCACGGAUGGAGGUUCAUCUCACCAGCACGUUCAUUAAUCACAUAACUGAAAUUGAAACCAACCGCAGCGAAUCUUGUAGCGUAUUAUGUGAAUUGCAGCGAAUAUUGUGUAUUAACUGCAUUUUUCCAUCAGGCAUAUAGGACCUCUUGAAUUAUUAUUUUCUUUAUAAUUUGAUUAGAUUGUUGUUUACCUUAGUCCCGCAGAGUUACUUGAAACACAACCACAUACACAGCCGGUUGGCGCUUAUCAAACGCAUUUGUUACCCAGUUUAUGAAACACACAACCACACACCCACAUAAGUGAAGCGAUCCAGCAAACCCGUUUUAUUUUCGUUCCUAAUUUUGCUUAUGAGAUGCGUUCGCAUCGAUUUCAAACCCGACUAAAAUGUAAGAUGUCUUCAAAUUGCCUAGGUUAAAUAGUGAUCCUGAAUUUAGUGAUUUUGAAAAAAAAAAAACAAUUGAAACGAUAAAUGAGAGAAGGAAAUAACAGAAAAAGGAUCGGAUCUGGAUCCCAAAAUCCUGUAAUUACUGAUCUUAUACACUGAAAGCAGAACCUAACAAUUACGAUAUAUAUAUAUAUUGUAGAAUAUGUAUACAUUCAUAUAGUUUUUGUAUUUUGUAGUUUAGGGUGCGCACGUUUACUUUAUGCGAGUUUAACAUUCUUAACCCAGAAUUAAGAAAUGUCCACUGUUAUGAUUUCUGACAGUACUUAAUGACUUAAACGCAUAUUAUUUCCACUUUUGGAAAUAAACAAAAACCAUUUAAACUUAAUUUAUUAUCGUAUUUGUAAUAAAUGAAAAAGAUUAUUCAAUUGCACGCUCAUACAUAAUUUAGAUUUUCGCUACCCCGUAGCGUCUUCGUUCAAUUAUGAUUUUGUAAUAAACCAAGCUAAAAAAACA